Strongylocentrotus purpuratus (purple sea urchin) is the source of this 2510-nucleotide messenger RNA. Its product is annotated as protein FAM210B, mitochondrial-like. NCBI's taxonomy places the organism in Eukaryota, Metazoa, Echinodermata, Echinoidea, Camarodonta, Strongylocentrotidae. The record is from RefSeq and is a predicted model, not a curated record. Bases 387 to 1286 code for a protein of 299 amino acids. Gene Ontology annotation, cellular component: mitochondrion. The transcript is spliced from 3 exons.
CUUCGCAACUUUACAUGUCAUCCGCCACGAUCACGACGACCCGACGUGAAAAGAAGAAGAUUGCGUAAGCUCUUUGAACUUUGAUACAAUAAAUAACCAAAAAAAGCAUUGUAUAUUCCACUAUAAUUUAGUAGACUGCAAAGGUGAACAAUAGUCAUACUAUUUCACAUCAGAGCACGGGUUAACCAAGAGUUUUAAACGGUUUUGUUGGAAAUCGCCAUCCUGCAAACUUGCAAAUCAGAAGCAGAGCUGAGCCAAGUGAGAGCGAGGGCUAGAGCGAGCUACCUGCAGGCCUAGAGACACCCGAAGGCAACCGGUAUCAAGGAAUUGUCAAGAAUACAGGAACUGCUCAUUGAACACCAUAAGAAGCCGACGUCUGAAGCAACAUGCAGCGUAUGUCACACUUUAUCCAAGGACACCAGAGAGUUAUCCUAGAACUCAAACAAAACGAUGUGCAGAAAUCUCUCAUGCAGGCCCUUAAACAGAUCGCCCAGAAGAGAGCUGCUGCAGCAGCCACAGCAGUAGGCAACACCACACAGAUUCACAACCACCGCAACGAUGUCGCACAGGGCGUCCAGCGUCAGGUCCACACGGGCUGGAAAUGUCAUUCUUCGGGCGGGUCCCGGUUCGGAGAGGCCUACGAGCCGUGGUCGGACGACAUGGCCUGCAUCCUUCAAGGGAGCUGUCUUCCCGGCAGCACACGCUACUGCAGGACCCUCUCCAUGUUCACCAAGAUGGAUCUCAAAGACAUCAUGCAGGCAACAACGAUAGACAGCUUUCCCGACGGGAAGCGCCACUUCCACACAUCCACCGCUGCCAUGCUACCAUUGUGGUCCCCAACAGCUCAUGAUUCAAGAAAGACAACCUUGAUCACGAGCCUGGAGACCAUGACCCGAUACUCCACAGACAAUGCACAGCAGGACAAAGCUGAACCUGAGGCAGAUAAAGGCCAGGUUAGUCAGAGACAAAGACUCAAGAUGGCUGUGCGUGAUUAUGGCUCCACCGUUAUCGUGUUCCAUGUCUGCAUUUCACUCAUGUCUCUGGGCGGCUUCUAUUUAGCGGUAUCUAGUGGAAUAGACGUGAAGUCUCUCCUGUCCACUCUCGGCUUUAGUGCAGAUAUCAUACAGUCAAAGCUCGCGGCCGGAACCAGUACGUUUGUCAUGUCGUACGCAGUCCACAAAGUGUUUGCUCCUGUGCGCAUCGGCAUUACAUUAACAUGCACGCCGUUCAUCGUCAGGUAUUUCCGGGGGAUAGGGCUUUUAAAGCGGUCUCUCCCAACCAAAUGAAUCAAAACAUGAACUGAACAUGAGUCUUCCAAGCUCCUAAAAAUGACUGUACAGAUGUAUAAAGGGGCUGUGAGAAGUGAGGAAAUACAAAUCGUCUCUGCUUGAUCUUAUUUUUGGCUUUAGAGCCUUGAGUGUCUAAAAAGGUAAGGUAUAAAAAACACACUACCAGUGCGGGAUGAACUCCGCCGUUUUAAUAAAUGUUGCAAUGCCUCAUGUUGUUAAGAUUUUAUAAACUCAAUGCAACAUCGCUCUUUAAAAAAAAAGAUUUCCACAGGAGGUAAUUUAUCAGUAUGUGUUUUCUAGUUUUUUUUGGAUUGAUUUCAUAGAGGGGGAGUCUGAUAAUUUAGUACAGUGAGGUGUCACAUAAAUGAGUCUACCGGUAUUCACUUUUAGAUAAUGAUUGAAAGGGACCUGCUGGAACCAACAACAUGUAUUCAUUUACAAUGAAAAGGGUCAAGAGUAUAAAUUAACAUUACUGAUAUAAACAGGGGCCAUAAAUAUAUAGCCACCAUCUCCUGGAGCUGUAAGGGGGUUCCCCCAUCACAGCCCUUAUGGAUGAAAGCUUGGGUGUCACUCCCGGCCCCUGAGGUAGCCUGGCUGGCUACACAUGGGUGCCUCCCCAACUUGUGAAAUCUUUUCUAUUGUUCUUGUCUUUAUGACAGGCAGUAUUUUGUGUGAUGUGUCAAUUGUUUUCUGUUUCAGUUUGUUUUAGCAUUAAUAUCAGUUUAUUUUUGUAAUAUUAAUCAUCUCCUUUGUUCAUUUGUUUACUUUAUAAUGUGGGAGGAUAUAAAGUUAUUAUGUAUAUUUAAUUCAGCUCAUUUAUGUAUAUGUAGCUUGUGUCUUUUAAAUAUAAAGCACUAUGUAUUAUAAAGAUUCAUACAUGUGUCUUCCUCUCAACAUUUUCCCUCUCUCUCUCUUUUGUUCUAUCUCCCCCUCUCUCUCCCUCUCUCUCUCUUGCUUCACUCUCCUCUUGAAUACCGAUUCAUUGAAUAUAUGGAAUUAUGGAUAUUAUGAUUUGAUAAGCGUAGGAUUUGGAACAAUUAAAGGAGUACUAAAUAAUUUAAACAUCAUACCCUACAGUGUGAGGGAAAGUGAAUGAUGAAUAUAAAUUACAUGUAUGUUUAUUUAAUUUGAAGAAAGAAGAACAAACUGAAAUUUUGAAUGAUAAGAUAACCAUAUUUAAUUGACUCUUUGUGAAUGGAUAUAAGUCAGAUAAAUGUCAAA